GCCCGGACCUGGGAGAAUGGCUGGGGUUGGACAGAUGAGACGUACAAGGCCCUGACGAUCCAUUGUCAGGUCGAGCUCGCUGAGUGUCCGGCGGCGUUUAGCGCCCCCCAGCUGAUCGUGGAUCGGCCAGAUGCCGAGACAGGCUUUCAUCCAAAGCUUGGGCAGGACACGGCCCCCUUGGCGGCUGACCUGUUGGACCAGGUGGGGAACACCAUGUGCAACCUCCAGCUCAAGAGGUAUGCCACGAUAGCCAACCCGGACGUGCUGUUCAUCUCCCAGGCUCUCCGCCAUCAGGCCACCGCAGUUGAUUUGUUGUCCCAUCGGAGUGCCGAUCUGGUGGCUGAGUUGGCCAUGAAGAUGGAGACGAUCCAGUUGGAGUUGGAGGCGGCCGUGAACCAGAGGGAGGCCAACAAGGAGGCCCUGGCCAAGGAGACGGCCCAGGCUCAGGUGGACCAUGCGGAGUUCGACCGUGUCAAGGCCGGGCUGGAAGAGGCCUUGUCCCGGAAAGAAACCGAGGCCAACGAGAGGGUAGCCCUUCUGGAGGCUGCCGCGGCUCAGUCUGCCCGGGAUAGGGAGGAGAUCCAGAACUUGACGGAUCGGGUCCGCGAACUGGAAAGCUCUCUUCGUGAGGAGAAGACGGUGCGAAAAGGAGGAGGCGGACAGCAUGCUAGAAGUCACUUUCGAGGAGGCCAUUUACAUGGCUUGGCGCAAGGACAAAAUCAUGAACCUCUUGGUCUUCCCCGACCCGGAAUCGCAGAGGCCUGAAUUCGAGGCCAAAGAGAAGGAAGACGCGGAGCUUCUGGAGACUGAAGCCUAGGCCCGAAUCUUCGCAUUACCUCUUUUAAUUUUGUAAUAACUUUUACCGGAUGCGUAUGCGUCCAAGACAAUUUUUAUUACUCUCCGGUUUAUCUUAUUUUUGUUAUUCCUUCUAGAAAAUUCCUUUUAUCACCGUGCAUAACUAACUCCGAGGGUUUGGUCCCGGUUCCAACGGCCUGGACUAGACCAACUCUAACUAGCUUGUUAAGUUUUCAGUCCUACCCACCUAAUUCUCAAUCCCGGCUCCAACGGCCUGGGCCAACGUGGUUCAAAUAGUUUAUUGUGGAACUUAGUCCCCCCACUCUACCAGUCGCGGAGCACUGCUUUGCCCUGGGGCAUACCGGAUGCUUUUCUCUCCCGGGCAUCGCUCGUCCGGGGUGGGACCAGCCUUAGGCUCGGUCCUUUUAAUUUAUAUCCCCGAACAUCGUUCGUCUGGGGUAGGACCAGCCUUAGGCUUGGCCCUCUUUAAUUUAUACCCCCGGACAAUGUUCAUCCGGGGUGGGACCAGCCUUAGGCUCGGUCCUUUGAAUUUAUACCCCUGGACAUCGUUUGUCCGGGGUGGGACCAGCCUUAGGCUCGGUCUUUGUAAUUUAUACCCCCGGACAUCGUUCGUCUGGGGUGGGACCAGCCUUAGGCUCGGUCCUUUUAAUUUAUAUACCCGGACAUCGUUCGUCCGAGGUGGGACCAGCCCUAGGCUUGGCCCUCUUUAAUUUAUACCCUCGGACAAUGCUCAUCCGGGGUGGGACCAGCCUUGGGGCUUGGUCCUCUUUAAUUUAUACCCCCACAUAAUGUUCGUCUGGGGUAGGACCAGC
Humulus lupulus (European hop) is the source of this 1628-nucleotide messenger RNA. RefSeq lists its product as uncharacterized. The coding region runs from base 214 to 765 and encodes 183 amino acids. The record is from RefSeq and is a predicted model, not a curated record. The transcript is spliced from 2 exons. NCBI's taxonomy places the organism in Eukaryota, Viridiplantae, Streptophyta, Magnoliopsida, Rosales, Cannabaceae.